AUGACCUCCCGCAUCUCCAUUGCCCGCCCUCAGGGAUACACCGCGCCCCCGGCCUACUCGCCAGACCCACUUGGCAUGGGCAACUCUCGGCCUUCGUCUGGUUACAGGGCCGCCAACCCCGACGAUCCCCUCGAGAAACUCCGGGCGUUUGCUAAGCAAGUGGAGGACUACGUCGAGAUAUACACGCAACCGUUGAAGCCGCAUUUACCAGCCAUUGGGCGGUUCUUGAUUGUGGUCACAUUCCUCGAGGAUGCGCUUAGAAUUUUGACCCAAUGGGGUGACCAACUCUGGUACCUGCAGAGACAUCGCAAAUUUCCUUGGGGCAUCUCCCAUUUCUUCCUACUCAUCAACGUCAUCACCAUGCUUGUCGGAUCCGGUGCAGUCAUCACGAAGAAACACACAGAACUCGCAGUUGGCGGCCUCUUGGGCGUUGUCAUCAUCCAAGGCUUCGGCUAUGGCCUCAUUUUCGAUCUUAACUUCUUCCUCCGCAACCUUUCGGUGAUCGGUGGACUGUUCAUGGUCUUCUCCGACUCGAUGGUCAAUAGGAACAGGCGAUUUGCAGGUCUUCCCACCAUUAGCGACUCUGAUCGCAGGAAAUAUUUCCUUCUCGCGGGCCGCAUUCUCUUGAUCUUCCUGUUCCUCGGAUUCAUUAUCCAGGGUCAAUGGUCCUUCGUGAGGCUGUUGGUCUCCAUCGUCGGACUGGCGGCGUGCGGUAUGGUUGCCGUCGGAUUCAAGGCAAAGUGGAGCGCAACGUUCCUCGUCUUGGUCCUCAGCGUGUUCAACGUUUUCGCCAACAACUGGUGGAGCGUGCACUCUGCGCACCCGCAGCGCGACUUCCUCAAAUACGACUUCUUCCAAACUCUGUCCAUCGUUGGUGGGCUUAUCCUGCUCGUCAAUAUGGGCCCCGGUGGCUUGUCCGUCGACGAGAAGAAGAAAAACUACUAGGGUGACGGCUGUAUAUAUGUUGGGAGUCUAUGGCCUAUUCCUUCUGUAAUCCUGGUACACCGGUAUUCCCGAACCUAGUAGCGAACGGCAUCCGUUCGGUCUUGUGGAGGCAGCUACGAUGUGGUCGUUCCAUACGUGGUUUCCUGCCAGAUGUGGCUGAAGCACGGCGCACGCGUACUUACACGACCGUGGAGUCGCUCUGAUCCCCGUCCAUUCGUUUCAUGCUUUUAGUCGUGUGCGGUGCCGAUCUUCCCAUGCGCGAGGAUAUAGAGAUGCUUGGCGCUGGUGAUGAAAUUCUCC
Molecule: messenger RNA, 1245 nt
Organism: Punctularia strigosozonata HHB-11173 SS5
Lineage: Eukaryota; Fungi; Basidiomycota; Agaricomycetes; Corticiales; Punctulariaceae
Product: SURF4-domain-containing protein
Exons: 5
Coding region: 1-945 (314 amino acids)
Biological process (GO): Golgi organization
Cellular component (GO): endoplasmic reticulum-Golgi intermediate compartment; endoplasmic reticulum; membrane
Source: RefSeq, a predicted model, not a curated record